Messenger RNA from Photinus pyralis (common eastern firefly), 2427 nucleotides. RefSeq names its product fibroblast growth factor receptor 2. NCBI's taxonomy places the organism in Eukaryota, Metazoa, Arthropoda, Insecta, Coleoptera, Lampyridae. The record is from RefSeq and is a predicted model, not a curated record. The transcript is spliced from 4 exons. Bases 1022 to 2077 code for a protein of 351 amino acids.
AGUAAAAAUGGUGACCCUGUAUCGGUUAUUAAUCAAGUGAGCAUCACAACGCACGCAUUGUUAUGUAACCUUAUUACUUAGCAUCGAUUUAUGAAGUGUCUAUCUCUAUGAAUAAAAAAAUUUAGAUUAUCAAUAAGAGUAAGUAAACAAGUUUAACAUGGUCAAGAAUAUGUGCCACGCUUUUAUCUCUUCAGAGGCCAUUCACUAGGUUUUGUUAUGGAAGAUUUAAACUGCACUGCACCAUUACAGAAUCUUAUAAAUUAUUUAUAUCAUUUACAUAAGUCUAAAAAUAUGUUUUUUACUACGUAGUUUAAGCAAACCAUUUUUGUUUGGCUCCAGUCGUGUAGGAAAGGGUGAUGUAUUGACCUUACAUUUGAAUUGCAGAAGGUCGCCGACAGUAGCAGACCACAGAUAGCAAUAAUUCUAUGGGCUGCUUCACAUAUAAUUACAAAAAUAUGAUAACACAUAAUAAUUUCAUCAUUUUACACUGAUUGUGGUAUUUUCAUACUGCGACUUGCAAGAAUGAAUUCAGUACAUUUCGAUAAAUGAGAGGGGCUACAAUCCGCACUAUAGCAAAUAAAAUCAGAAAGCUGCUCUAUUUGGUCAAAAUAUCUAUGUAUCUAUAGUGUUAUCUUUGGAUUAGAUUAGUAAAACGGUACACCGUUCGAGUAGUUUGCGCGCACCGUUUUUGUUGGACGAUCAGUGCAAUUAAAGUUGUGAUUUUCAAAUUUAAAAAUAUAGGUUUAGCCUGUUAUAUAAUAGAUCAGACAACGAAAAUACACACACUACUUAAAAUAUAUGCAGUGAAUAAAAGCAAUGUGCGUUAUUUAUUUUGACGUUUUUGUAAAUGUUUGGAUUUUCUGAUUGAAGACAGGCUUCGAAAGUGUAUUUUGAAUGGAGCGUGUAAGUGCAAUUUCUUCAGUUUGAUGUGCGAGAUCAUGUUAUGAAAUUACUUUUGUUUAAAAAAGGUUUAUUAAUGCAAUUAAGUGUUUUUGUUUGAUGAUCUUGCGGUUAUCGUAAUAUGACUGGAUUGUGUUUAUUUUUAAUUUGUAUCUGCUGUAAUUGCGUGCGAGCUCAAAUAUUGGGGGAAGGUGAUUACUUAAAUGACUAUCCUCCUGCAUCCGUAUAUCUCAGUGACGGCCAACAGGAUACAGGAUACGCAAAUUAUCGCAAGCCAGAAAUUAUUCGCCAACAGAGUGGAAGUGACAUAGUUUUAAAAUGCAGUACCACAUCCUGUUUGUACCUUAAACAAAACAGUCUUUGGGAAUUCAAGAGAUGCGAACCCGAUUUCAAAAAAAGCUCUUGCACAAAUUUGGACGGUCUCGGUAUUAGAGGGCGGCCAUCCAAGAACGUUACCUGGAAUACGGUCCGGGGGCAUGUCAUGAGACAUAAAUGUUCCGUCAAUUUACAUUUACACAACGUGAAUACUAGUCAUAGCGGUCUUUAUCGCUGUAUUACUGAUGAUAAAGUGAUCAAGACAUAUGAAGUAAUUGUUGUAGAUCGCAAUGUCAAAAGUAACUAUCAACCUGCAGAAUUACUAGACGUAAUACCACCAAAUGCGACGAUCGAGAUCAAUACGCGUGUAAUUAUCCAGUGCAGAGUGUACAGUCAACUUCCCCCAACGAUAUGGUGGUUCAAAGAAAGUGAUGCAACGAAUUACGAUAUUAAAUUUUCCGGUAAAUAUUAUCUACAAAUAAAUAAGAGCGUUUCCGCAUACAGCGUGCCGCACGAAUCUAAUGUGUAUUUAAGUAAACUUUACAUUUACCACGCAAAGGAAGUGGAUAGUGGCAAAUACGUGUGCUUCGCGUUGACUCAUAAUGGAACUGCUCAAAAAGACACCACCAUUAACGUGGUGCCAACGGAUAAAUACUGGGAACCCCAACGUUCAUUUGUGUUAUUGUUUUUAAUACCGAUCAUUUUUGCGUUGAUACCAGUAACAAUUUGGCUGUGCUAUUAUCGCAGGAAAAGAAAAAAUAUGCAAAAAAUUACCGGACAAGGGUAUCAAAAUGGUUGUGUGGUUAAACUUAUUUUGUCACAAAGAAUUGUUGCGUUAACUAAUCAUAGCACAGCUGUUUAGCAUCGGUUUCGCGGUGAUUAGUUUUACAAUAAAAUUCAGACUUAAUCUGUGAUUAUAGGUAUAGAACUGUAAAUAUAAACAAUUUUCUGUUUGAAGUUUUUUUUAAAACACCCUAGUUAUUAAGGUACUGGUUAAUUUGAUCACAUUGCUUCACAUAUGCAUGUUUUAUUUAUCUUCAGAAAAUAGACACCUAUUCCAAAUUUUUUGUAUUAAAAAAUUAUCCAGAAGACUUUUUUGAACUGUCAAUUACUGCAUCGCCCCAGUAAUGGCCCCUGACAUACAUAAGGUGAACACGAUUGGGUUCAUCUAAAAAACUCGGCAGCUUUACUGAUAUGAAAAAAAUAAAAUAA